Molecule: messenger RNA, 3221 nt
Organism: Cygnus olor (mute swan)
Lineage: Eukaryota; Metazoa; Chordata; Aves; Anseriformes; Anatidae
Gene: MDH1B
Product: malate dehydrogenase 1B
Exons: 11
Coding region: 121-1662 (513 amino acids)
Biological process (GO): oxaloacetate metabolic process; malate metabolic process; tricarboxylic acid cycle
Molecular function (GO): L-malate dehydrogenase (NAD+) activity
Source: RefSeq, a predicted model, not a curated record
GCCUGCGCCAGCCUCGCGAGAGGGGACGGCGCGCGCCGAGGGCCAAACGGCUGAGGCGGCGCGUGCAGCGCGUUGCCGCGCGACGUCCCAAGCAAGCGGCCGUUGGAGGGCGGCGCGCGCAUGGCCAAGCUGGUGCUGGCGGGCAGGGCAAACUGCCCUCACUAUGCCAAAGCGGAGCUCCUGGCUGACUACCUCCAGGCUAACUUGCCGGACUUCAGGGUUCACAAGAUCACCCAGCACCCUGACAGGUGGGAGCAGUGGCUCCGUGACAUUUGUGAAAUGAAUGGAUGGGAGCACAGACGAUCUCCAAUCAUUUGGAGAGAACUGUUGGACCGUGGAGGGAAGGGUUUGCUUCUGGGAGGAGUUAAUGAUUUUCUGGAAUAUGCUCAGCACUAUUAUGGCAUCACCUCAAUGAUGUUGAGUGAGGAAAUGUUAGACAUUGCUGAGGAGAACCUACAGGCACAUGUGGAAACUGAAAAAGAGGAGGAAGAGAUUAGAAAUCUUACCAACCCUUUGCAAAUCUGGAUCACCAGUUUAAGUGAGGGAUGUGAACAGGUGUCAAUGAGCUCACCAGAUCACCUUGGAGGGAAAAACAAUGCAUCAGCUCCUAUAUGCUAUCAGCUGAUACCUCUGUUGGCGAAUGGAGAAGUGUUUGGGAUGACCACAGAAAUCAGUAUCCAUUUGCUUGACACUGACGAGUUUAAGAAUGUUCUUUGCGGUAUUGUAAUGGAAGUGGAAGACAUGGCAUUCCCACUCCUCCAUGGUAUUUCAGAGCACACUGAAAUAGAUAAGGCUUUUCUUCAAGCUGACGUUAUCAUUGUUCUUGAUGAUAUCCUCUUAAAACGUGAAGUCCAGUCCCUUGAGAACUACAUCAGAGAAGUGAGUGAGAUCUGCCAUGUGUAUGCUCCCCUGAUUGAGAAGAAUGCAAAGAAAGGGGUCAGAGUAAUUUCAGCAGGAAAAACCUUUGUAAACCUUAAGGCGAUGAUGAUUAUCACAUAUGGCCCAUCCAUUAAUCCUGAAAAUGUCAUUGCUGUUGCAACAGCCUGGGAAACUGCAGCUAAAGCCAUGCUGGCCAGGAAGCUGAAUAUGAAUGCAGCAGGAGUUAAAGAUGUGAUUGUCUGGGGCAAUAUUACUGGCUGUAACUACAUUGACUUGUCACAUACAAAACUUUACAGAUGCGACAGUGCUGUUUGGGGCCCAGCUAAUUUUUCACGUCCUUUGAUGAAUUUGAUUUAUGAUAGCAGAUGGAUCCAUUCAGAAUUUCUGUCUGCACGGAGUUCAUUGAGUUCCCGCGUCUGUUAUUGUGCAGGAAUGUUACCCGCUCAUGCAGUAGCUACUGUACUAAGAUACUGGUUUCAUGGUUCUCCUCCUGGGGAGAUUGUUUCUGUGGGAAUACUUAGUAAAGGUCAGUUUUGCAUUCCUGAAGGGAUUGUCUUUUCUAUGCCAGUGAGGUUCCAGAAUGGUAGCUGGGAAGUCAUGACAGAAUUAGAAAUUAAUGAAAAAACACAGGAAGCUCUGGAACGCUUAUCCCAUGAUGUGAUACAGGAAAAGCUCAUUGCACUAGAGAAAAUAAAAGAAAUGCAUCCAUACGGACGUGAUAAAAUCACUACUAAAAAAGAAUUGCGUCAAGGGAUGGAAACCUUUCCUGCUGGCUCGGUUUAGCCAGAGAUGUCUUCAGGAGAAAAUGGUGAAAAUUCACAUGCUAAAACAAACUACAGAGAAAUGCUAAACAUUGUAAUUGCUUUUAUAUUGCCUUCUUCAUCCAAAAGCUGCGAGUCUGUAGGCAGAAAAAUAUCUCAAAAACAGUGUAAAUAUAACAGUUUUAAUCUGGUGACUAAAACAAAACUUCUGACUUAUGAAUGAGUCUAGAAUCUCAUUCAUGACCAACAAAUAACUUACUUCAAACAAAUAAAAUCUUUCAAAAACAUCUUUUAAGGUCUGAAAAGUACGUACUAGGACAAUUUUGAUCAAAGUUGUCACACACAGUAGUAGUUUCAUAAAUUCAACACAUUUCCACCUCUUUUGGUAGUUGCAAAUGUAAUGAAAAACAGUUUUUGUGUGAGAAUGUGUAUUCUCAGGCAAGACUGAUAUUUAACACAACAGUUUAACUGCAUGCAUCUUCUUAGUGACAAGAUCAUUUUUGUCUACAUGAUUCUAUUUCAUUAGUUUUGUAGGGACUGCUCAUAUGUUUCAAGUCAGAUAUACAAUUAAUUAGUCCUUGGCUAAACAGGGUUGUUGAGGAACUACUUUCAUUUGCAGGUCUUCAGUGCCUUAAAAGAUGGAGACUGUGUUAAAUGAAAUAUCAUUGUACCUGCUAAUUUUUUAUCAGAUGUGAAUGUUUAAAGCAAAAUAAAAAGUUUCAUGUUCUUUGAAUCUGAUAUAUGCAAUUGAAAUAAAUUCGUUAUUUCUGCUCGUGUGGAGUUUCAAACUCUUAGCAGGGAUAGACUUCAUGUCACUUGAGGAAAGCAAGAGGAGUUUAUUUGUUCUUUACCAGUAGAUAUGGACAGAAUGAGGAAGGAUGCUAUCAGUAAUUUUUAUAAACCAUACCUGGUUUAUUUCAUGGCUUACUGUUCUCCAAGAUGAGAGGAAAAGUUAACUUCUCUAAAACAUAUUUGAAUUUAUUUUUUUUCUGUGUGGAAUAUGAUUUGGCAGUCCUUUUAACAUUUGAUUUCUUUUAUUCUACCUGUGGAAAUACUAGUUUAACCGACUGGGCAUUUCAAACACCAACACUGCACAGCUGUUAAUGAGAAAUACAUUGCAGAAACAGUUCGUAUCUAAGCAGGCUUACUGGACUUCUGAGUCACUACUUGAGACCACAAAUUUCAUCUCAGAGAUUUGAAGGAGAAAGACAAAACAAAUUGUCUUGGAUGUCUCUUAUAUCCUAAAUUAUUCUAAUGAGGUGUGCCUAGUGGCCUGGAAAGAAAGGAAAUUGGGAUCUCUCCUCAGGGAAGCAUAACAGAAUGGGAACUGAAGUUUCUUGGCUUUUGCCUAAGAGAGAAAUAAUGAACGAAAAUAAUGGGAAAUCUAAAAUAUGGUAAUAUAUUCAAAGUUGGUUACAUAGUGAUAGACUUGUAGAAAACCCACAAUUGUCAAUACAUGACUAAGUAAUUUCUGGUACAUGUUUUCUUUGAAGUUACUGAGUAAUGAUGCAUAUGUAGGAUAUGCUUAGUGUUGACUAAUUCUACAUUGAGAAAUGAAUGAAAAAGGGCCUUAAGAUAAAU